This is a messenger RNA of Ogataea haglerorum, 507 nucleotides long. RefSeq lists its product as uncharacterized. The coding region runs from base 1 to 507 and encodes 168 amino acids. The transcript has a single exon. The record is from RefSeq and is a predicted model, not a curated record. Lineage: Eukaryota; Fungi; Ascomycota; Pichiomycetes; Pichiales; Pichiaceae.
AUGGAUCAAUGGGUUGAGACGUCCUUAAAAAAUCGACUACAUAAAACCUGUAAGAUUAAAGGGUUAAAGCAAGUAGCAUUGGCUGGCCAGUGCACGAUCUGUGAGAAUUGUCAUUUGAAUGCGCAAUUCAAUCCAAUAAAGGUUGGGAAAUGCUGUUUUCUUGAGCCGUUUGUGACAAUUGACUCUUCGAAAGCUGAAGUGAGAUUAGGGUCCUACACACGAAUCGGCUCCAGAAGUAUCAUUCGAUCGGGCGCAACAGUAGGUAGCAGAGUGGAUAUAGGGUCCGGAUGUAUUUUGGAACCCGGAUGUGUUAUCAGAGACUGCUGUGUAAUUGAAGACCACGUUAGAAUUCCAGCAAACUACUUAGUACCUCCCUUUACGAGGUUGACCAAAGAAACCGACAUCCUGAGAGAGUACGAAUUGUCUCCAAGUUAUAGGCAAAUCAAUGAGGACAAACUUCGUAUUUUGCAAGCGGUUGGUGUCAGGGUAGAAAAUAAUAGAAAUUGA